Messenger RNA from Desarmillaria tabescens, 2516 nucleotides. Its product is annotated as kinase-like domain-containing protein. The transcript has 2 exons. Gene Ontology annotation, biological process: protein phosphorylation; intracellular signal transduction. Gene Ontology annotation, cellular component: cytosol. NCBI's taxonomy places the organism in Eukaryota, Fungi, Basidiomycota, Agaricomycetes, Agaricales, Physalacriaceae. The coding region runs from base 48 to 2303 and encodes 751 amino acids. Gene Ontology annotation, molecular function: protein serine/threonine kinase activity; ATP binding. The record is from RefSeq and is a predicted model, not a curated record.
ACCGUACCUCUUCAAGUCUCCCUGCUCCACCUCCUCCAGUCACCACCAUGCCUUCGAGCUCGUUCAUGUCGCCGCCGUCGCCCCGUCACGAAUCUCGCUUUCGUUUUGCUCGAAAGGCCUCAUCAACCUUCACUAGUCCUGCUGAUUCACCAGCAUCUACGCCCCCAAAGCACGGGCCUCUUCACGACCUCAAACGUCUGCUCCAUAACCAUAUCGACCAGCACCAUUCUCAGCACUCGGGUGGCACUGACAAGGCCUCUUCCCGUAAACGCUCGCCUUCGUCUUCGCAGCCGUCACCGUCGUCUCGUAGCUCGCCAGUCCCAGAAAGCUAUUUACAGCCAGAUGAACCGCCGCCUGUAUCGGGCAGCAAUACACCUUACCACCAUCACAACCCCCACCACCAUCACCACCCCAUUCACUCUCUACAAGAAGCCACUCAAGCCCACCUCUCAAAAAAGUACGGCAAGUGGGGUCGGGUUCUUGGCAGCGGCGCUGGCGGCACCGUACGGCUCAUCAAGGCGAGCACGAAGAACGGGGGAACUAUCUUCGCUGUCAAGGAAUUUCGGCCUAAGCGGACAGGCGAGAGCGAGAAGGAGUAUCAGAAAAAGGUCACCGCGGAGUUUUGCGUUGGUUCUACCUUGAAGCAUAGGAACAUUAUCGAGACUGUAGAUAUUGUCUCAGAUCACGGUCAUUACUAUGAGGUGAUGGAGUACGCCCCGUACGACCUCUUCUCUGUCGUUAUGUCUGGGAAAAUGUGCAGACCCGAGAUAUACUGCGUUUUCCGGCAAAUUUGUGACGGCGUCGAGUACCUUCAUGAACUCGGACUCGCUCAUCGUGAUCUCAAGCUAGACAACUGCGUCAUGACCACCGACAACGUUGUGAAGCUCAUCGAUUUUGGCACUGCCACCGUAUUUCACUAUCCCGGCAAGCCCUCGCAUACGCCGGCUACGGGCGUGGUCGGGAGCGACCCCUACCUCGCUCCGGAGGUCUUGUCCAGCGAUUCAUAUGACCCCAGAAAGAGCGACGUGUGGAGUGUGGCUAUUAUCUUUCUGUGCAUGGUCCUUAGGAGGUUCCCCUGGAAAAUCCCAGAUCCGAAACAGGACCCUAGCUUCAAAGCAUUUGUGAAUGCCCACCCAGACCUCAGCGUCGCUCCUACGCCGACCCCCAAACGAGGCCUGACGGUUCCCGUCACUCCAACGGUUAACGGAACGCAUAAUUUACAUGGGCGCGCAGCGACAAUACACUCGACCUUGAACGGCGAUAGCAGUCCACAACCUCUUCUACCUCCUCCGCAGCUUAACCUCAAUGGCUUACAAGCCAAUUGCGAUUCGGAAGUAGCGUCGAUAGUUGCUCCGUCGAUAGGCAAUCCAGAAACGACCUCGAUAGCCACGUCUGAUGAUGGCUCCGAGUCGGAGUCAAACGUUCCGAUAAGAGAGUCGCGCUCGAAUUCUCACUCGUCUUCCUCUACCAACUCAGUGGUCGUCGCAUCUGAAGAUAAGCUCAUGUUUACUACGUUUGAUGGACCAGUCAGCCAGAGUACAGCUACAUUACCCUUGAUGAGCCCUCACCGCACACUUCAAUCUCCGCAUCUUCCACAUACGCGGCUACCUACAUCGGACAACGGCCAAGAUAUGGAUCCUUCAGUGCGGGUGUUUGAUCGGCCAGGGUCGUCGACAGAAUCACUGCCUCUCAGUCCGCGGUCGUACGCUAAGGUAUUUCCGACGACAGGUGGAGUGAGUACUAGUGAAGAGGUGCUUGCCACACCGCGGCCUCGGCCCAUCGAGAGGGCGCGAGCGACGACGUUUGACGGGACGGUGAGAAGAACACCUGCCGCGCAGGUCGAAGUAAUGGGCGGUGUCAAGGAGGAGGAGACUGAACCUUCAGAAAAGAAGGAAAAACCGCCACCUGCUGCCGAUAAACCCUCCACUCCUGCCAUUAAGAAGCGUACUCGUACUGACAGUGUCACUACGUUUCAUGGGGGAGGUGCAGAAAGUAUAUUCCGACUGCUACCCCGUGAAACGAGGCCAGCGCUCCGGCGGAUGCUUUUCGUCGAGCCUAGCGCACGGUGUACGCUGACUGACCUAUUGAAAGGGCGUGGAAAAGGGAGCCGACUCUUGUGUGGUUGCGAACCUUCAAUAUGUGGUGAGGUUGAGUGCGUGGAUCAUGACGGUGAGGAGGACGAAGGUGACGAGUGGUUGAAGAGCAUUCGGCCAUGUAGUGACUUGAAGAGGGGUGAAAGGGCGGAACAUGUUCAUGUCAAGGUCACCGUGGACGAGAAACAAGGGAAGAGGAGAUUCUUCUAGCAAGAAGUCAGCGCUAUAUAUGUGCAAUCUACCUUUAGAUACCUACGGGACUCAAAACCACCGCCACAUUAUCAGAUUUUGUUUCUUAUGCUUUCUCCAUAGACCAUUGCUUGCUUGUGAUGUAAUUAUACAAUACAACUAAUCUAUAACAGGCACGGCGCAUGUAUGACUACGAUAAAGCACACUGCGUGCAAGGCAGAUCCGCAAUGCAAC